GCGCAGCGCCGCCCCGGGCCGGAGGCGGCGGUGAGGGGCGGCGCGGGCCGGGCCGGGGCCAUGGGGCGCGGCGCGGCGCUGGCGCUGCUGGCGGCCGCCUACGCGGGGCUGCUGCUGCUGGGCGCCGUGGGGCUGCGGGCGCUGGAGCGGCCCCGCCGCCCCUCCGGACCCUCGGCGCCGCCGAACGCCUCCGACUGGGACCUGGCCUCCGCCUUCCUCUUCGCCACCACCCUGCUCACCACCGUGGGCUACGGCUACGCGGCCCCGCGCACGGACGGCGGCAAGGUCUUCUGCGCGGUCUACGCGGCGCUGGGCGUCCCCGUCACCAUGCUGGUGCUGACGGCGGCGGCGCGGCGGCUCAUGGGCCCCGUCACCGAGCGGCCCCUGCGGUACCUGCAGGCGCGGGGCGGCUUCUCGCGCCGCGGGGCCGCCCGGGCCCACCUGGCCCUGCUGCUGGCGGCGGUGCUGGCGCUGUUCCUGCUGCUGCCGGCCGCCGCCUUCCGCGCCCUCGAGGGCUCCUGGAGCUACCUGGACGCCCUCUACUUCUGCACCAUCUCCCUGUCCACCAUCGGCCUGGGCGACCUCGUGCCGGGCGAGCGGCCCGGCCAGCGGCUGCGGGAGCUCUACAAGGUCGCCGUCGCCGCCUACCUGCUCCUGGGGCUGACGGCCGUGCUGCUGCUGGCGCAGACCUUCCAGCGCGUGGCCGAGCUGCACGGCCUCCCCGCUGCGCUCCUGCCGCCGGCCGAGCCCCCCGAGGAGGCCGAGCGGCUCCUGAGCGGCGAGGCGCCCGUGCUGGAGCCCCGGGCCGAGGAGCCGCCCGCCGCCGCCCGCCGCGGCUACACCGCCAUCAACCGAUAGCACCGCGGACGCCGCGGGCUCCCGUCCUCCCUGCCCGCCGCGACGGGGCGGGGGGGCAGCGCAGACGCCGGCGGGGGCCGAAACCCGCGUUCCGCCGCGGGCUGGCCGCCGGGCAGCUCGUCCGGGGCGCGGGAGGGGGCACGUGGCAAUAAACACCGGGCCGCAG
This is a messenger RNA of Dromaius novaehollandiae (emu), 1024 nucleotides long. Its product is annotated as potassium channel subfamily K member 6-like. Gene Ontology annotation, cellular component: plasma membrane. The coding region runs from base 61 to 858 and encodes 265 amino acids. Gene Ontology annotation, molecular function: outward rectifier potassium channel activity; potassium ion leak channel activity. The record is from RefSeq and is a predicted model, not a curated record. The transcript is spliced from 3 exons. Gene Ontology annotation, biological process: stabilization of membrane potential; potassium ion transmembrane transport. Lineage: Eukaryota; Metazoa; Chordata; Aves; Casuariiformes; Dromaiidae.